Molecule: messenger RNA, 6824 nt
Organism: Seriola aureovittata
Lineage: Eukaryota; Metazoa; Chordata; Actinopteri; Carangiformes; Carangidae
Gene: kif16ba
Product: kinesin family member 16Ba
Exons: 28
Coding region: 396-4442 (1348 amino acids)
Biological process (GO): microtubule-based movement
Molecular function (GO): microtubule binding; microtubule motor activity; phosphatidylinositol binding
Source: RefSeq, a predicted model, not a curated record
UUGUCACACUAGUGACUGGACUGGCGCUAGAGCAGAUGCUAACGGCUAACGGCUAACGGCUAACGGCUACUCAACAGUGACCAUGGAGGAGAGCCGGUCAACACCGGGACAGCGACGCGGCGCCACCGGGCCACGAUAACAUCUGUCCACGGCGUCGACCCCCUCCACCCCCACCUCCACCUCCACCUCCACGGUCUGUUCAGUUUGUACAUCUCGUCUGCAGCCGCCGGUUAUCUCUGCGACUUUUGCCCUCUUUAUCCCGCCGCGGCUCAUGACAGCCGGCUACAGCUAGCCCGUUAGCUGAUUAGCUUGUUAUAAAGCAGCGCCGCUCGCCCUGAGGCGAACCGACUGGACCGACCUACGACUACACAGGGCGGACAACAGCGGGAUGUGCAAUGGCAUCGGUUCGGGUGGCUGUCCGGGUCAGGCCCAUGAACAGGCGGGAGAAAGACUUGACGGCGAAAAGCAUCAUCAAGAUGGAAGGAACCAAAACCUCCAUCACCAACCUGAAGAUCCCUGACGGCGUGGCAGGAGACACGACGAGGGAUCGAACCAAAACCUUCACGUACGACUUCUCCUACGACUCCACGGACUGUAAGAGCUCCGCCUUCGUCUCUCAGGAGAGGGUUUUCAGAGAUCUGGGCACCGACGUGCUGAAAGCGGCGUUCGAGGGCUACAACGCCUGCGUCUUCGCCUACGGUCAGACCGGCUCGGGGAAGUCCUACACCAUGAUGGGAAAUCCAGGAGACGCGGGUCUGAUCCCCAGGAUCUGUGAGGGUUUGUUCAGUCGUAUCUCUGACGCCACUCGAUGGGAUGUAGCUUCGUUUCGUACAGAAGUCAGCUACCUGGAGAUCUACAACGAGAGGGUGAGAGACCUGCUGAGGAGGAAAUCCACUCAGACCUACAACCUGAGAGUCCGGGAGCACCCGAAGGACGGCCCCUAUGUCGAAGAUCUGUCCAAACACCUGGUGCAGAACUACAGCGACGUGGAGGAGCUGAUGGAGGCCGGGAACAUCAACCGCACCACCGCCAGCACCGGCAUGAACGACGUCAGCAGCCGCUCCCACGCCAUCUUCACCAUCAACUUCACUCAGGCUAAGUUUGACGCAGAGAUGCCCAGUGAAACCGUCAGUAAGAUCCACCUGGUCGACCUGGCAGGAAGCGAGCGGGCCGACGCCACCGGAGCCACCGGCGUCCGACUGAAAGAAGGAGGAAACAUCAACAAGUCGCUGGUCACCCUGGGCAACGUCAUCUCUGCUCUAGCCGACAUGACGCAGGACGGCGUGAACACCAACCUGAAGAAGAAGUCGGUGUUCGUUCCCUACAGAGACUCUGUGCUGACGUGGCUGCUCAAAGACAGCCUGGGCGGCAACGCCAAGACCAUCAUGAUCGCCACCGUUUCUCCCGCCGACGUCAACUACGGCGAGACCCUCAGCACUCUGCGCUACGCCAACCGAGCCAAGAACAUCAUCAACAAGCCGACCAUCAACGAGGACGCCAACGUCCGGCUGAUCAGAGAACUGCGGGCUGAAAUCGCCCGGCUGAAGGCUCUGCUGAUUCAGGGUAACCAGAUCGCUCUGCUGGAUUCGCCCACCGCUCUGAGCAUGGAGGAGAAACUGCACCAGAACGAAGCCAGAGUUCUGGAGCUGACGAAAGAAUGGACCAACAAGUGGAACGAGACGCAGAACAUCCUCAAGGAGGAGACUCUGGCGCUGAGGAAAGAGGGGAUUGGCGUGGUCCUGGACUCGGAGCUGCCUCACCUCAUCGGCAUCGACGACGACCUGCUCAGCACCGGCAUCAUCCUGUACCAUCUGAAGGAGGGACGGACGUACGUGGGCAGAGAGGACGCGUCUACAGAGCAGGACAUCAUCCUUCACGGUCUGGACCUGGAGAGUGAACACUGUAAGUUUGAGAACCAGAACGGCACAGUGACCCUGGUUCCUCUGGGCGGAGCUCAGUGUUCGGUGAACGGAGUCCAGGUGACGGAGCCGUCGCAGCUCAACCAAGGCGCCGUCAUUCUGCUCGGCAGGACCAACAUGUUCCGCUUCAACCAUCCGAAGGAGGCGGCCAAGCUGAGGGAGAAACGAAAGAGCGGCCUGCUCUCCACCUUCAGUCUGUCCAUGACGGAUCUGUCCAAGUCCUGUGAGAACCUGUCCACCGUGAUGCUCUACAACCCCGGUCUCUUCACUGAGAAGGGCCCCGUCUUCCUCAGGUUGGAGUUUGAGCGGCAGCAGCGGGAGGAGCUGGAGAAACUGGAGCUGAAAAGGAGGCUGAUCAAUGACAUGGAGGCGAAGCAGCAGAGUGAGAAGGUGGAGCUGGAGCGCCUCCAGCAGGAGGUGGAGAGUCAGAGGAAAGAGUCUGAGGAGGUGCAGCAGCGAAUCCUCCGUCAGGAGGAGAGCCUCCGCCGCCGCAGCCAGGACAUCGAGAGCCGCCUGCGGGACUUCCUGGCUGAGAAGGAGCGCUUCGAGGAGGAGAGGCGCUCCGAGCCCCCGGGGGAGGAGCUCCAGAGGCGGCAGCGGCAGAACCAGCAGCAGGAGGGUGAGGCAGAGGAGGAGCAGGAUGAGGAACAGCGGCUGCAGCAGGAGGCUGCAGAGCAGACGGAGAUCUACCGCGAGCUGGAGAGGCUGAAGAGGGAGCGCGAGGAGCAGAAGGUUCGUCUGGAGGCGGAGCGGCGGCGGCUGGAGAAGCAGGAGCAGGAGCAGCUGAGCCUGGUGGGGAGGCUGGAGGAGCAGCUGAGGGAGAAACAUGAGGCCGCCACCACGCUGCUGACCCGGGAGGACGCCCGCCGCCUGGAGGAGGAGCGCCGAGCGCUGGCCGAGAUCCGAGGAGAGCUCCUCCGUGCCAAAGAGACCGGAGAGCGUCCGGAUGUGGAGGACUCCGGCGAGGAGGCGCGGUCUGCCCAGGCUCGAUACACGGACUUCAAGGCGGCUCAGGUGAAGGAGCUGGGUCAGCUGGAGGAGGGGCUGCGGCAGCAGAGGGAGCGCCUGGAGAAGGAGGUCACCGCUGAGCGUAGUACAGUGCUGCUCCUCGCCCACGGCCUCAGAGAACGACAGCAGCAGCUGAAGGAGACGCAGGAGAAGGGGGCGCAGGACGCCACAGCUGUGUGCCAGGAGGAGCAGCUGGUCAAACAGGCGGAGCACCGACUGCAGUUCAAGGAGCGGCAGCUGGUCAGCCUGGCCGACGGCCUCCUCCCCGCGCUGGCCGAGGAGAAGCGGAGAGCCGUGGAGAUGUUGGAGCGCAGCAGCGGAGGGAGCAACGGGAACUGCGACAGUCCGCCGGGACUGGACAACACGCUGUUCCAGGUGGAGAAGGAGCUGGAGGACAAGGAGGACAAGCUGAACCUCCACUGGCACAGAGCUCAGCAGCUGCAGCAGCUGCAGGAGACCUACGAGUUCACGGCCAACGUGGCCCGGCAGGAGGAGAAGGUGAGGAGGAAGGAGAAGGAGAUCCUGGAGUCGAAGGAGAAGCAGCAGAGGGAGGCCAUGGAGCAGGCGGUGGCCCGGCUGGAGAGGAGGCACUCGGCCCUGAGGCGCAGCGUCUCCCUGGAGCCCGACACCGAGGAGCAGAGACACAAGAGCUCGGUCCAGAGGAACCUGAGGGGGACGGACCUGGACCAGCAGAGGGUGGAGCAGGAGAUCCAGAAGCUGAGGCAGAGGAUCAGCGAGGGGGAGGAGAACAACAGGACUCACUCCGUCAGUAACGAGGAGAAAACGAGUCACGGCAGCUCGCCGGUCAGCCACAUCCAGAGUCUGAACACGCUGCUGCCGCUGUCGGACGACAGAAUAAACGCGUACAUCGAAGAGGAAGUCCAGCGGCGGUUACGCAAGAUGAACCUCCUGAACGGCGGCAGCAGCAUGGAUCUGUCUCUGUCCUGUGAAUCUCUCCGGGAGGAGGAGGAAGUUAGCGACUGUAGCUCUGUUAGAUUAACAGAUGAGGACGAUGAAAAGCUGAAGAACAUUAAUCCAAGGAGACAUAAAUAUGAGCACUUGGUUUCUCGUCCUCUCGGGACGAGCGCCGACGGACUCCAGGAGCCCGUUAAAAUUAGCAUUCCUCGUUACGUUCUCCGCGGGCAGGGGAAGGACGAGCACUUUGAGUUCGAGGUGAAGAUCACUGUGAUGGACGAGACCUGGACUGUGUUCAGACGUUACAGUCGCUUCCGGGAAAUGCACAAAAGCCUCAAACUGAAAUAUCCAGAGCUGGCAGCUCUGGAGUUCCCUCCCAAGAAGCUGUUUGGAAACAGAGACGAGCGGAUGGUCGCCGAACGCCGGAAUCACCUGGAGCGUUACCUGAGGAACCUGUUCCGGGUGAUGCUGUCGUCCUCCGGCUCUCCUCUGAGGACCGACGCCGAUGGCGGUUUCCACCUGUCCAAACACGCCAUCUGUGAGUUCUCGCCGUUCUUUAAGAAGGGCGUCUUCGAGUACGGCAGCCACGGCACCGGCUGAGAUCCGCCGCACCAAACCAGAAAAAACAACAAAAAAACAACAAAAAAAACUGCUUGGUGCCUUUCCCCCCGGGGGCCUCCGCCCGGGGGGCCUCCGCCCGGGGGGCCUCCGCUCGGGGGCCUCCGCCCGGGGCGCCUCCGCUUGGGGCGCCUCCGCCCGGGGGCCUCCGCCCGGGGGCCUCCGCCCGGGGGCCUCCGCUCGGGCGCCUCCGCUCGGGGGCCUCCCGGGGGGCGUGGCCUCAGAAGGUGAGAGGAGGGAAAACGUGCAGGUCAGUUUCCGCUCCGACCUCCCGGAGAUCUCACACCUGUCAGGUGCUGCUCAGCUCGUCGUCCACGUCAUGAAUGUUGAAGCAGAAAGUUCAUCACUCUGUUUAAAGAGUCAUGUGACUGUAGUCAUAGAAACCAACUUUAUUAGACAUUCAGGCAAUAAACAGCUGAUUUAAUAUAUUUACACGCAGCUUUUAUAUCAUGUAGUGACAACACUAAAGGUAGAACACUGCCAGGGUCGAGGGUUCGAUUCCCUGUGCAGCUCAGUGCAUUCAUUGAACAGUCCAUCAGCAUUAAUCAUUUAAUUAAUCACUUUAUAAUCAUCAUGAAUUCACAGGUUUCAGCUUGUUGAAGUGAAGAUAGAAUCAGAGUGAGAGCUCGGCAGGGAUCAGUGAUGACGCUGUGUGAAGGUGUGUGAGGUCGUUGUUUACCUGCAGCAUGACGAGCUCGUUUGUUGGAGCCGAUUCCCGCGGAGAAUAAAAAGGCUUUUCUUUUUUAUUUUUCAAAUUUUUAUUGUUUAUUGUGUCUUUUUGUUGUUUGUUUGUUUUUUUUUCUGGUCAAUUUGAAGAUACAGAUAAAAACAGGUGGAUGUAAACAUCACUGUAAACUCCUGUGGGAUGAUCCAGUGUGGAACAACAAACACCUGAGGUCACACCUGUAACAGCAGACAGCUGCUGUACAACUGCGUUUCCUCUCUGAAAAUCGCUCUGAUUCAUUUUCAGCAGAACAACAAACUUAUAAAUCUCUUUAAUAUAAAACUGUAGGAACUGAAUUAUUAAAAAAAUUAAAAGUUUUAGGCUGAAAACAAACCAACACCACUGACACUGAACUUCACGUCACUAAACGCUGCUGCCAAAGUUAAAAACUGCCCUGUUGAGUUUUCAUGCAGCAGCAACAACAAGCUGUCUCCAUGGCGAUGGACGCAGCAUCAGGAAAGGGAGCUCAGCUCGCUCUGACAGAAAUGCAGCCAAGCGUCACUGUGAGAGUCAUAAACUACGGUGGCCCUGAAGCUCAACGCACUGCGACUUCACGAACAGAUGUAAACAGUCACAACACAAACAAACAAACAAACAAACAAACAAACUCUACAAAUUCAGUCCUACAACACAACGGAAGUGUUUCCACCGGACACAAGCCAACCCGUGGAUCUUUGUGGCCAUAUCAUCCUCCUAUUGGAAUUAAGGCAAAACUAGAGCCACCUACUCGUGGUCGUAUCCCUCCGCCACUCAGACUAGUUCCAGGUCACUUCCUGUUCAUCCAGAGUCAGAGAAAAUAUUAAACAUUUUGGUCACACUUUCUCAUAAUUGCUGUUUUCUGAGGUCACACUGACCUUGACCUUUGACCUUUAGCCCCCAAAAUCUAAUCAGUUCAUCCCUGACCUCUAGUGAACGUUUGUGUCAAAUCUGAAGAAAUUCCGUCAAGUCGUUACGGAGAUAUCGUGUCCACGAGAAUGAGACGGACGGACAACCGGGAAACAAAAUGGCCGCCGCUCUGACUGAAUAAAAAGUGAUGAACCUGCUGCGACGCUCUUGUUAAUCAAAGCUUUUAACCUCAAAGGUCACUAUGGGUCAGUGAACAAGUGUGUCCAGCCUGGUUCGUCACGUCUCAGUGUCCCUUGGAAACACUUCCUGUUGUGUGAAUUUGACACGUGUUUUCCUCAGCUGCAGUGGUUUGAGCUCUCUGGGCCACCGUAAACAAACACAUCUGGAAUCAGGUUUUUUGAGAUCGUGUCACAGUUUGUGUUUUUCAGUCCCACCAGCAGAUCAACACGUCACUGAUCGUUUACACUCCUCACAGCUGAUUUUCACAGUAAACCGUCUGUGCUCCGUCAUAGAUCUGCAGCCACUAGAUCUGAAAGUCUUCCAGCAGAGCCGCACUGUUGUUGUUGUUGAUGUUGUUGUUGUUGAUGUUGUUGUUGUUGUUGAUGAAAACGGGUCUGGACCUAAAACUAGUGGUUAGAUUUGAAUGUGUUUGGACCUGAGACACUGACUGCUUCCUUCAUAAGCCAUACUGUGUUUAUACAUGUAAAUAUGAAUGUGCAUAGUUUUCUACACAACUUGCUUCUAUGUGAUGUGAACUGUUGACAUUGACUGUCAGUAAAGGGAAUGAACCAGAA